AACACAAAGUGAAAUAAUUUGAACAUGAGCAAGCUUCUUGAUCCCUCAACAGAAAGCCACAUAGGCAUUACUGAGGGAGAAGGUAUAACAGUGACAUGGGAGAAUUUGUGGGUCACUGUUUCUGAUGGAAAGAAAACGAAACCAAUUCUGGAAGGCCUUACCGGUUAUGCACAACCAGGGAGGCUUUUGGCUAUAAUGGGACCUUCUGGUUGUGGCAAAUCCACUCUUCUUGAUGCCUUAUCAGGAAGAUUGAGCCCAAACAUAAAGCAUAAAGGGAAGAUUCUAAUAAAUGGGCACAAACAAGAACUGGCUUAUGGAAUAUCAGGAUAUGUAACACAAGAUGAUGCUUUGCUUUCAACUUUAACAGCUCAGGAGACUUUAUACUACUCAGCUCAGCUUCAGUUCUCUGAUUCCAUGCCCAUAUCAGAGAAGAAGGAAAGAGCUGAUGUAACUCUCAGGGAAAUGGGUCUGCAAAAUGCCAUUAACACAAGGGUUGGAGGAUGGGGUUCUAAAGGACUCAGUGGGGGACAGAAGAGGAGACUAAGCAUCUGCAUUGAGAUCUUAACACAUCCAAGACUCUUGUUUCUUGAUGAACCAACAAGUGGACUUGAUAGUGCAGCUUCUUAUUAUGUCAUGAGAAGAAUUGCUAACCUUGUUCAGAAAGAUGGCAUUCAAAGGACUAUUGUUGCAUCUAUUCAUCAACCUAGUAGUGAAAUUUUUGAACUCUUCCAUCACCUUUGUCUUCUGUCUUCUGGUAAAACUGUAUAUUUUGGUCCUGCCUUUGAUGCUAAUCAGUUUUUUUCUUCAAAUGGUUUUCCUUGUCCAACACUCCAUAACCCUUCUGAUCAUUACUUGAGGAUCAUAAACAAAGAUUUUGAACAGGAUGCUGAAGAAGGCUUUGGUAGUGGAAUAACGGCAGAGGAAGCUAUUAAUAUUCUUGUGAAGUCUUAUAGCUUGUCUCAGAUUAAAAACAAAGUCAAUACAGAAGUGGCAAACAUAAACCAAAGUGAUUCUGGUGCAGUAGAGAAGAAGAGGGUCCAUGCUGCCUUCCUGACUCAGUGCCUUGUUCUUAUAAGAAGAUCUGCACUGAAUUAUUUCCGCGACUUGAGCAAUUACUGGCUGCGCCUUGCUGUGUUUAUUGCAAUAGCUCUAAGCUUGGGCUCUAUCUACUAUGAUAUUGGCUUUGGUGCUGGAUCUAUUCAGGCUAGAGGAUCUCUGCUUACUUUUUUCAUUUCCCUUUUGUCUUUCAUGACACUUGUUGGUGGAUUCGCUCCAAUGCUAGAGGAAAUCAAGGUAUUUGAAAGAGAGAGAUUGAAUGGACACUAUGGAGUUACAGCAUUUCUCACAGGGAACACAUUUUCUGCUGUUCCAUACAUGCUAAUAGUAACCAUGGUUCCGGGAGUAAUAUCCUAUUACCUUUGUGGACUCCACAAAGGACUAUUCCACAAUGGAGCAGAACACUUGAUAUACUUUGUAUCAGUGCUAUUUGCCAUAGUUAUGUGGGUUGAGAGCCUCAUGCUUGUUGUAGGGAGUGUGUCCCCUAACUAUGUUAUAGGCAUGUUCAUUGCUGGUGGAGUCCAAGGAAUCAUGAUCCUAGUUUGUGGAUUCUAUAGGUUACCAAAUGAUAUUCCAAAACCCUUAUGGAAAUACCCUUUGUAUUAUCUGUCUUUUCAGAAGUAUGCACUCCAAGGGUAUUUCAAGAAUGAAUUUGAAGGCUUAACAUUUGUGAUUGGUAAUAACAUGAACAUUAGUGGUAGGGAAAUACUAAGAGAGACAUGGCAUGUGGAAAUCGGACACUCUAAGUGGCUUGAUCUUGGAAUCUUGUUUGUAAUGAUUGUUGUGUACAGAAUGCUGUUCUUAGCAAUCACUAAGAGCAAGGAGAAGUUGAAGCCUGUUUUUGCUGCUAUUACUGGUAGAUGUUAGAAAAUUAAAUCAAGAAUAUUCAAGAAAGUAGUACAACUACA
Messenger RNA from Arachis stenosperma, 1964 nucleotides. Its product is annotated as ABC transporter G family member 1-like. Gene Ontology annotation, molecular function: ATP hydrolysis activity; ATP binding; ABC-type transporter activity. The coding region runs from base 25 to 1923 and encodes 632 amino acids. Gene Ontology annotation, cellular component: membrane. Lineage: Eukaryota; Viridiplantae; Streptophyta; Magnoliopsida; Fabales; Fabaceae. The record is from RefSeq and is a predicted model, not a curated record. The transcript has 8 exons.